Molecule: messenger RNA, 836 nt
Organism: Cantharellus anzutake
Lineage: Eukaryota; Fungi; Basidiomycota; Agaricomycetes; Cantharellales; Hydnaceae
Exons: 3
Coding region: 405-836 (143 amino acids)
Source: RefSeq, a predicted model, not a curated record
GCUGGAUGCUAGGACCAAAACGGAAUUAAGCCCAGCGCUUCCACGGAGAGGAGGCAGGAUGCUACGUCCCCUUUUCUCUUCAUAAUUUAGGCGCAUAAAUCCCACAUGUCACGCCCCAUCUGUGUGAACUAUUCCCGCCUCGAAGCUGUUGCCGUUCAAAGCGCCAUGCAGGAUCCUUCUGCGUUUCAUAUCCUCUUAUUCAAUGAUUGUGUCGUUAAAUUCAAAGACUCCAUGGACCUCCUUAACGAAGCUGAUACCUAGGCGUUCGUUUACGCGGCAGCAUUCAAAAUCCCUUCGAAUGCACCGUUCAAGAUGUUUGCGGGUACUUCUGUCGGGGCCAUAUGUGUCCAGUAUCAUUUGUGUAAUGGAGCCCGUCAACCUUUCAACCAAGAUCGAGUAGGUCAAUGACACCACCAAUGAGGCUGAGGUGCAGUCCCGCUUAUUGUCGGGCGGUUGCUGACACCCUCAGCUGGCUCUUCGAGCCCCCUCCUCCAGCCGGUGCAGAGAUUCGUCUAACCGAUCGAAGGAACGCACGCUCACACGCAAAGUCGCAAAGUCCCGCCCGUUCGUACGGAAAGCGGCCAUCUCAUCCCUUUUUCGAACAUGCCAUUCGCUACACCGACGCGCCUGCCCUAGAGCGACAUAUAAACACGGACCCUGCCGCUAUGGGUCAAGAUCUUGGACGAGCGCGUGGUGAUGGCUCAAGGCGACAUCAAGCCGCCAAACUUCCUCAUCGACCCUCAGACCCUACAGGCGACCAUCAUCGAUUUCGGCGAUAUCAGCGCACUGCCGCAUCUGUUUGUCAGCUUCACGCUACCACAUUGUCGAGUUUUUGA